AUGUUGCCUGUUCCCAGGGAUUGGUCAGAAAGGGGCUUACUACGUGUACGCAGACGCGACACGCCAGUCGUAGGUCAGUUCCGCAUGGCGGAUAGACGGUGGAUUUAUUGCUUUUGUCGCGGAAAUCCCCACAGCACAAAGGCUUGGAAAAAUUGCGCGAUGACGCGACACGAUCCAAAGGAACUCUGACCGCCUUUUCUUUCUUCACGGAUGAUGCAUUGGUUCGCCGAGAAAUUAGCGGACGUCGCAACUUCUUCCCCUGUUGAUUUAUCGUCGCAAUCCCGCGCAACGGAAUCCGCAAGCACGGAAUGGAUCAGAUUACAGAAUGAAGAAUUAAUACAAUUGCACACAGAAUUUCAUGUUCCAUCGUGAAGAAUCAAGGUGGUCGAAAUUGAGACUCGAAUAUGUAUCUGUGGCGGACGCCGGAACCAGCAUCCUUUCCAUCCUUGACAUCACGACGCAGGGGAACAAUUCCAUCGAUUGCGCAAACACGCGAUCCAUCAGAAUUCAUCGGCAUCAGAAUACUCUCUAUUUCGCUCCCUCCCACCCACCACAACCCACCCCACCUCAGCCCUUGCUCUCGUUUGCUCGCUCGGUCUGCUAUAUGUUUCUGCUCGUCUGCUCGUGGAAGAUAGGAUCGAGGACAUUUCCGAGAUGUUCUCGAAAAUCACCAGAGUAUCCUGAGACCGAUGCUAAUGCCCUGAUGCGACAUCUGCAGCCUCGAGACGUCACGCAGAUAUGUCGAGUAUCUCCUGGACAUUACUGCAUAUAUACGGCGGCAGACAUUUCGCGGCCGGGGCAGGAACAGCAGGAACAAGUGGAAGCUCGAGUGUCGGACGGAGGAUAG
Heterotrigona itama is the source of this 847-nucleotide messenger RNA. NCBI's taxonomy places the organism in Eukaryota, Metazoa, Arthropoda, Insecta, Hymenoptera, Apidae. The record is from the annotation of a GenBank genome assembly.